AAAUGGGCCCCAACUAUUUAAAUUAAAUUACAUUUCUGAUUACAAUCAGAAAGUGAAUCAAUAUUGGCUUUGGCCAGUUUCACUUUAGAGUUUAGUUUUUUCGUCUCCGGAUUAAUCCAUUCAUUUUGUGGUUUGCAGUUCGUACAGGAUUUAAAGUCACAUUUCAAUUUGUUUGUUAUUCAAUCAUCUUUACCUGUUUUAUCAACGGAUUACUGUUAACAAGCUAUAGUUUUUAAAUUGUUUACCGUGAAUUUUUAUCAUCUUUUUGCUGUUAGAGAUUCAAAAGUAAAGAUGUUUUUUACAAAGAUUAUUUGCACCUUACUACUGAUUCAAUCAUUCCAAUUAGCUAUCGCUCAAGAUGAAGAUUAUUUAGGUCCAGUUGAAUCUUUACCAAGGUUUGAAGCCCGAAGACAAUCAUCUUUGAAUGCUAAGGAAGACUUCGAAUAUGAUGAUGACAACAGUGCCUCUUCUCGUGGCAAAACUAACCCUUUACCAGCCCGAACUGGACGAAAUGACGAUAACAACGAGGACGACUUUGAUGAAAAUCAAGCUCCACAGAACGAAAAUUCUGGUUCCUUAUCCCCAGUCAAUGUAGGCCCAUCCGGCACUAAAGGGCAAUCUGUAUCAAGUUCUGGUAGAUUAGGUUUACCAAGAUUCCCCAGCAAACAAGAUAACACAUUCAUAGCUCCACUUCCAGCUCCACCACGACCAGUUGCCAUCCCAGCACCAGUUGCUCCUAUUACAGUUGUAGGUAAGACAAACCUUGGUUCAUCUGGUUCACUCGGCGGAGAUCGAUUCUUCCCUCUUAGAUCAAAUGAUGGAACCAAAACCGUCCGAGUCGUUAAAACUGCUCGAGUUGUUCGUCCAGGACCAGUUGCUGUUGAUCAAUCUGAAGCUUCAUUAGCUAACUUGAACGGAGGUGUCAAGUCAUCUCAAAUAAGACCAUCAGUAACUCGAGUAGUUGGACCAGUUUUGGUUCAACAACGACCAACAUUUGUGACUCCAGUUCAACCAGUUGCUCCUUCACCAUUACCUGUAUCAAUUGCCACUCCAAUCAGUUCAGGCUCUGCCGGACCAAACCAAAUUGUCUCUGGAGGCGUUAAAACUGUUCAAGUCAGUGGAAACUCAAAUCUUCAACCACCAAGACUACGAGUGAUUUCAAAUCAACGUCCAGUAGCCCCAGCUGUUGAUGAAGAUGAUGAAGAUGAUUCUGCUUCUGCUUCCUCUGGUCCAUCUCGAGGUCAAUUGUCUGGAGUAAAGACUGUUGUUACUAACCAAUUUGCUGGUCUCUCAUCAGGCCGGUUAGCUCCAGUUCCACGUUUCAAUCCAACUCGAACUUUAGUCCAACCAAUCCGACAACCAGCUCAAGUUAUUUAUGCUGAUCAAAAGUUGACUUCUCAAGAUGAAGAUGAUUUUGACGGAAACAAUGGAAAUGCUGUUGACUUAUCACAACCAGAUCUUGUUAAGAUCAACAGACCAACACAAGUACCUGUUCGAAUUGCUCCUCAACCCUACUUGGUUCCUCUUCCAUCUCGAUCAUUCCGACCAGAAUCAUCUGCUGACAUUAGUCCAGCCGUUUCAAAUGGAAAAGUUAACACAAUCAAAUCAACAUUUGUUGCCCGACCUCAACCAGUACCAGCCCGACAAACCAUUUUCACCCAAGUUGCUCCAACUCCAUUCCAACCUCCUAUCGCCGUUAGUUCAGGCUCAGCCUCCGGUUCACAAUCUGUUUCAGCUAUUAAAGGUUCAGGAUCAAUUGCUCCAUCUAGAUUCCAACCUCGACUUCCAACCGUUCAAAGAAUAACCCCAACUGUAAAUUUUGUUGAUGAAGAUGGUACCGCUUCAAACCCAAGUGGCGCUAGACCAGUUCUCAUCCGAACCACAGGACCAUCCCCAGUUAGACCUGUAUUCCAAACAAAUGUUCAAGAAAAGAUUAACACAGGUUCACAGUCAGUAGCUUCAGUUCAGCCAGUCUUACGAUUCAACCCUCAACCCCAACCUCAACAAAUUGUUCAAAUUAGAGACUCUGGAGCUUUACCCGCAGAACUUUCACUCCCCUCUCCACCCAGACCAGUUCAAAUCGUACAACAAGUAAGAAACACUCCAGCUCCCACUAUUAGACCCGUUACCCAAGUUACUCAAGUCCGAGAGUCAGCUGUUUCAGAUUUCCAAACAGUUCAAAUCUCCCAACCUCGAUUAGUCCCAGUUGCCCCCUCUCCUCAACCUCAAAUCCGUGUUUUUGAACCAAGACCUUUGACCCAAGUAUCUCAAGUAUCUCAAUUUGAAGAUUCAGGCUUAAACGUCUUCCAACCUCUUGACCCAUCACUUCGUCCAUCAAUCCCUCAAGCAUCUGCUCAAGGACAGCUUUCACAGGACAGAGAAUCUGUAGCCCCACGAGAAGUUUUUAUCCGUCAACCAGCUCAACCACAAGUACAAGUAUCUCAAGUUAGCCAAGUUAGUCAGGUUCGACAAGUACAACCAUCAGUUGAGACAGUUCAAAUUCGAGAAACCGCUGUUCCAAUUACCUCUCAAGGUAAUUUAGGAGUUCAGCAAAUUUCUCAGCCAAGACCUGUUGAUGAUUUCCAACCAGCUCCACAGCCUUUUGAAAUCCUCAGACUUAGAGAACCAAGUUUCCCUCGAUUCUCGUUCGACCAAGCAAGACCUCAACCAGUUGUCUCAGUUAGACCUCGAUUAGUACCUGCUACCCUCCCAGAAAGUCGACCUGUCGUUCAAAUUUCCCAAGAAAAAGAAGCUUCACUUGCCCAACAACAAGCAGUUCAGGCUCAAGUAAACAUCAUCCAACAACAACAGCAACAACAACAACUUCAACAACAACGAGAACAGCAACAGCGAGAACAGCAACAACUUCAACAACAACGACAACAAGAACAACGAGAACAGCAACUAAUUCAACAACAACGACAACAGCAGCAACAACAACUUCAACAACGACAACAAGAACAACGAGAACAAUUACAGCAACGACAACAGCAACAGCAACAGCAACUCCAGCAAAUCCAACAACAGCAACAACAGCGUCAACAACAACAACAGGCACAGCAACAACAACAACAGCAACUCCAACAAGUCAAAGAAAUCUUAAAUGAAGAGAGAAGAGUUCAAAUUCCUGUUGCCCCAGUCGCUCCUCUUGUCAACAUUGAAUCAUUCAAGACAGUUUCACAACCUCGUCCAGUCUUUAGACAGCCUGUAGUCCCUCGAUUAGUUGCUCCACUCCCAUUACAACCAUUCAAUCAAGUAUCUUCAGGCUCACAAUCUUCAGGAUUCCCUGGACCAGUCCAGAACAGAUUUGAAACUGUUCAAAUUUCUCAACCCGCACCUGUUGUUACCGUUCAACAACCAAGACCAACCCUUGUUGUCAACCGACCUCAACCAGCUCAAGUAAUCGUCUCAAAUCGCCAACCAGUCGCUACAGUUCAAGUUCAGGACAACAGUCAAUCUGCUGAUGUACAAGUCCGAGACGCUUUUGCUUCAAUUGCUAGCGAUUAUUCUCAAAUUCAGCAAGUUAAAUUGGCUCGAGCAUAAGAUUCUUGAAAAGAUUCCAUCCAACAUUCCAUGUAACAAAACUGUUUCCUUUUUUAAUUAGAUACUUUUUAAGUUUACAAGAAUUCAACACUUUUUCAACAUUUUUUAGAUGUUAAUGUUUAUCAUUUUAACCAUGAAUCGACCAUGCCUAUGCACAUCCUAAUUCAUAAAUAAAAAUGACAAGCUUACAAACCGAA
Tetranychus urticae (two-spotted spider mite) is the source of this 3740-nucleotide messenger RNA. RefSeq lists its product as uncharacterized. Lineage: Eukaryota; Metazoa; Arthropoda; Arachnida; Trombidiformes; Tetranychidae. The record is from RefSeq and is a predicted model, not a curated record.